Molecule: messenger RNA, 2518 nt
Organism: Sarcophilus harrisii (Tasmanian devil)
Lineage: Eukaryota; Metazoa; Chordata; Mammalia; Dasyuromorphia; Dasyuridae
Gene: ANKZF1
Product: ankyrin repeat and zinc finger peptidyl tRNA hydrolase 1
Exons: 13
Coding region: 298-2397 (699 amino acids)
Molecular function (GO): protein binding
Source: RefSeq, a predicted model, not a curated record
AAUACAAGGCAACUUAGAGGGCGAGGCCGAGAGAGGGCGGCGCGGCUGAGAGAGGGCGGCGCGGUGUGUCCUUCGUGGGGCCCCGUAGUGACGGGCCCGAGGUGGUAUUUCUGGGAUCUGAGUGGGACUGAGGCGGCGUGGGCGCCGAGGGCCUCGCGCCGAGGGCCUGCCCGUGGCCGCCAGGACUCUGUGCAGUCACCGCCGGCGCCCGUCUCCCCGGUAACGGUCAGAGGGCUGGGGGUCUCAGUGGCGCCCUGGGCGCGGGAGGUGGAAGUGGAGGUGGAAGCCGCCGCCGCCAUGCCGCCGGACCCGGCUCGAGCCCCGCCCCCCGCCUCAGUGUCCGUGUUUGACCUCGGGCCCGGCGACCCGCUCGUGGAGGGCCUCCGCCUUGUGGAUGGAGCGCAGGACGAGGCCUUGGCCCCGGCCCCGGCCGGUGCAGAGUCCGAGAAGGACGCGGCCCCCAAGGGCCACCCCGAAGUGUCCGACCGGAUGUUUUGCUCGACAUGCGGCCAGUCCUUGCAGAGCCGCCAGGACCAGAGAGAGCACUACAGGUCGGACUGGCAUCGCUUCAACCUGAAGCAGCGGCUCCGAGGCCGGCCUCCCCUGGCCGCCCCCGAGUUUGAAAAGCAGAGCUGUUCGGGAGACCUGUCCAGCAUCUCAGGCUCCGAAGACUCAGACUCGGACCCGGACCCGGACCCGGAGGAGUUGGACAUGCCCGACCCGGGAGGCCGGGAGGCUCCCCGCGCCUUCCACCCCCACCGCGUGCUUUUCUGUAACGCGCAGGGCCAGUUCCUCUCCGCGUACCGGUGCCUCCUGGGGCCUCGGCAGGAGCCCCCAGAGGAGGCAGAGGUGCUGUCCAAGGCCCUGCGGGCCGGGGGGCCUCAGUGCUGCGUGGUGCUCAUGGCUGCAGCAGGCCACUUUGCUGGUGCUGUCUUUAGAGGGAGGGAAGUGGUGGCACAUAAAACUUUCCAUCGCUACACCGUGCGGGCCCGGCGGGGGACGGCCCAGGGGCUGCAGGAUGCCCGCUCUGGACCCACGCGGUCUGCUGGAGCCAGCUUACGGCGCUACAACGAAGCUGCCCUCUACAAGGAGGUGCGCGAGCUGCUGGCGGGGCCAGGAUGGGCAGGGCCACUGGGGGAGGCAGGGACUAUACUGCUUCGAGCCCCCCGAUCUGGCCGGGCUCUCUUCUUCGGGGGCCGUGGAGCACCACUGCAGCGGGGGGAUCCCCGGCUCUGGGAUAUUCCCCUUGCUACCCGUAGACCUACCUUCCGAGAGCUUCAACGUGUACUUCAGGUGCUGGCCAUGGUGCACAUUCAUGGAGAAGACCCAAGGGAAAUGACCAGAUUGGAUUUUCCUCGGACAAACUGGAAAAUGAAAAGUGAAGAAAAAAAGACCCCUAGUCAGGAGAAGAGGCCAAGUGAGGAGGAAGAGGAGGUCUGUGGGUCAAGUGGGUCUGAAAGAGGUAGUACCCCUGUGGAGCUAGAGCUGGUGGAGUUGACCCUGGGAACUCUGGAUCUUCGUGAAUUUGAAUUACUGCCCAAGAGAAGAAGAAGAAGAAGGAAGAAGAAGAACCAGGAGCUUGGGGCUGGGGUAGAGAUGGCUUUACGCUCCCCCCAAGAAAGUGUGCCCUUUCCACAGACUACCCAGGAACCCAAAGUGCCUGUGCAGCCUUCCCAGGAGGCGGCUGAAACCACGAGGCAGCAAGAGCUGUGGGACAUUCUGUGGGCAGCGUGCCGAGCAGGAGACAUUGGACAGCUGCAGCCCCAGCUAGAUGCUCUCCCCUCCAACACAACAGUCCUCUCCCUGCUCAGUGCCCCGUUGGGCUCUGGGGGUUCCACCCUCCUACAUGCAGCAGCUGCAGCCGGCAGAAGCAUGGUAGUCCAACUACUGCUGGAGAAUGGUGCUGACCCCACAGUCAGGGAUUCCUGUGCCCGGCCCCCAUAUGCAGUUGCGGCCGACAAAAUGACACGCAAUGAAUUCCGCAAGUUCAUGGAGAAAAAUCCGGAUGCUCACGAUUACAGCAAGGCCCAAGUCCCAGGGCCCCUGACAGCAGAGAUGGAGGCACAUCGAGCUGCUCGCCGGCGAGAGCACAAGGCAGCCCGGCGACUCCGGGAGGAGCAGCGCCGCAAACAAGAGGAGCAUGAGAAGCGGGAGGAGGAGGAGCGGCAGAGAUUUGCCGCACUUAGCGACCGGGAGAAGAGAGCUCUGGCUGCAGAGCGCAGACUGGCCGCCCAGCUUGGGGCUUCCACCCCUCAGACUUCCAGCUUCCUCAACACGAGGCGCUGUUGGGGUUGUGGGGCCUCUCUCCAGGGCCUGGUCCCCUUUCACUAUCUCGACUUCUCUUUCUGCUCUACACGAUGCCUACAGGAGCACCGAAGGGGGGGAGCACACUCCUGACCUUCCAACAGCCUCCUCAGGCCUAUUGGAGGGAAGGGAUCUCAAAGGAAUGAAGGGGUCAGGCUCCCCCAGCUCCUAUUUCUACCCUUACUCAUACCUCUGCUGUGGUACCAAAGAAUGA